This is a messenger RNA of Tarenaya hassleriana, 1351 nucleotides long. RefSeq lists its product as uncharacterized. NCBI's taxonomy places the organism in Eukaryota, Viridiplantae, Streptophyta, Magnoliopsida, Brassicales, Cleomaceae. The transcript is spliced from 3 exons. The record is from RefSeq and is a predicted model, not a curated record. The coding region runs from base 519 to 815 and encodes 98 amino acids.
UUCUCAGUAUCCAAUCACUUUUUUUUUCUUCUGAAAACGCGUCUCUCCAAUUUUCCCCCUUCUGUUUCUCGUCAUCCGAUCAAGGAAAAAUCGUCACUUGGGGGUUUUUGGAUCAGAUUGCAGUCGAUCUUUCUUUUUCCUUUUGAAUUUCUGUUAAAUACUUGCAGUGGAUGAACUGUUUCUUCGGAUCAUUAUUUUAUUUGGGUAAUCAGAGAUUUUCGUUUUCGUUCACCUCCUCCAGAAAAUCAAUUGGUGCCUUCUCUGAUCAAACACGAAGCUCAGAGAUCAUUCCCUAGCACCGGGGGCUCAUGCUUACGAGAUUUAUUCUGAGAUCCAGAUUUUAGAACGAAAUUGAGAUCGAGAGUUGGGGUUUACGAAUUCUCUCAGGUUGACGUUUGUAUUUGACACGAUUUAGGAUCUGUCCCAGAUGCAUUUAAACAAAGGAUCUAUAUUUUCCUAUUUUGGUCUGCUUCAGAUACGUUAGUGUCUCUUAGAUUUGGGAUUGUUGUGGUCUGUCAAUGGAAAUUGCUCAUAAAGAGGUCAAGGAAGCCAAUGGAUGUGAAAAUAAGCCUCUUUCCGGUUCAGAUAUCGGUGAAACGGAAGAUCGAUUCAGUGGAGACGAUGAAAGUGAGUCACAGUGUUUGCUGCCUCCAAGGAAAGGAGGGAUGUCGAGGAACACCGAGAAGAUAAGGAGGAAUGUGCAAUGGAAUGACACCAACGGAAAUAAGCUUGCUGAAGUCUUAGAAUAUGAACCGAGUGAAGUAAGCGACUCAGAAGAAGAUGAUACGGAUACUUGCAUCUGUACAAUUAUGUAGUUUGCCACAAAUGACAUAUGAGAGCUUCCUUGUAUCCCGGCUUCUCUGUGUUAAACGAUCACUUCCGGGGUGACAUACAUGUCAAUGAUCGAAAAUGACAGCAACCUCUACUUUCAGAUAAUCACGGGCAAAGAGUGUCAGAGUUUGUGCUCAAGAUUUUGUGACAAGGAAGAUGUCUCACACGGAGUACGUAACCUUUUGCAUUUGACAGGACAUAGAGUUUUAUGUUUCAUAGAAGCAGCAAUUUGACAGAUUCUGGACCGUUCCAGGGACGGAGCAAGUGAGUAUAGGCUACAGCACUCUUGUUCUACAGAGGCCAAGGUUUUGUGAUUGCAGAUUGAACCCUCAAAAUUUCUGGUGUGCUUUUACAGGUUUUGAUAGUAAAGUUAUAUCUCUCUGCCUCAUCUGACUUGUUAAAGAGUAAGUGUUUACAGCAAGUUUAGCCUCUAUCUGUCUUCUUCUUGCACUGAUUCUUAUGCUCAAACCAGUGGGAAUCACACUAGAAAAUCAGUUACAUAAUGAUUGGAUUUAUUGUC